Actinia tenebrosa (Australian red waratah sea anemone) is the source of this 1422-nucleotide messenger RNA. RefSeq lists its product as uncharacterized. Lineage: Eukaryota; Metazoa; Cnidaria; Anthozoa; Actiniaria; Actiniidae. The record is from RefSeq and is a predicted model, not a curated record.
CAGUUGACUUCUCAUACAUGCGAACUAAUAGGGCCGCGGUGAAAACCAAUUUUACCAUGUCCCUUUGAAGUUAACGCCUUAUUUGGUAAUGUCGUUUUCAUUCCCUGGCAACAGCCACUCCCGAUGACGUAAAGAAAAUCUGGGUCUAUAAGUUUUGAUCAUUUUGACGAGUCAUUCUUAGUACACGAGUAUUCGCUUCCUUGUAGAUCAGAACGCCAUGGCUCGUUAUGAAAACGAAAUGCCAAAACGUUCUAUUUUUCAGCGUCGAAUCAUUUCAAAACGAAACUCCACCCCUAUUCUUCCCACUUUUUUGACAGAACAUGAACAGAAAACAAGAAAUGUGGGAAUGAAAUCCCCACCGCCGGAUUUCUCACCUGGUUUGGCUGACAGACCAUCAUCGUCGACCUACAUGUCAUGGUGGAUGCCAUUACCACCUUUAACCCCGACAACGCCGCACCAAACAACCAGUAUGGCCCUGGACAAUAAAAAUGAAGAAUUAGCUUUUCAAUUCCCAAUAAAGGGACCUCACCCGUAUGACGGAAGUGAGGAGUACACGAAGGUAAUGGUGGAUGGUAAAGGCAAUGUGCCUCGCUCGAAAGUCAGCGAAAACGAUAAAGAAAAAAGAAAAUACCAUCGAGUAGGCUGUACUAAUAGUUCUCCAGCUACUUUCAAUUUUCUGCCUCCGAUCCCUAAAGGUCCCGUUUGCUUGGUAGCUACCCGAGGAUUAUCCGAGGGUCAAACCACGAAAAAGAUCUGCGAUUCUCCCUCACCACACUCUCGUCGGGAGAGUGAACUACUCGAGGGGUUCGUCGGGGGUUUAGGAGAGCCUUCUGAAGAAGAAAAUGACUACGAAUCGAUAUUAAGCCCAACGGUUGCAGAAAUAAACUUCUUUUUGGACAAAAUAGCAAGUAGGUGUUCCUAUAAAGACGAAAAUGAUGACGGAAAUAAAGGCAAAAGUGAUGUUAAGGAAACGAAAAGUAUUGGUGUAUCUAACAGUCUAACAGUCCCGGACAAGGAGACUCUACCACAAGUCCAAGGGACCAAACAAAAUCAAAUCUAAGGAAUCAAGAAAGAUGCCAGAUUCCACGGCUAAUCAGGAAUUCAAGAAAUGCAGUAUAUUGCCACCAAUAGAAUAAAUCGAAGCAAAACAAAUCUCAUAGUCAAAGUCAGUUUGGUAGCUGUUGAAGAUUAGGAAAAGAAAAGAGAACAGCUAUCGCGUAGUCUGGAAUGCUAGCAUUAGAGAUGUAUGAUUAUCAGAUGUAUAAAUAUCCAGCGGGGGACUGGAACCACGUUUCUACAAAUUAACUUAAUUAAAAAAUAUACCACAUUAGAGGAAAGAGGAAAUAUUACGAGUUAGUAAGAAUUGAAAAUUUGGUUAAGUUUGUUUAAAUAGUAACGAAAUUAUGAUAUUUUAAAAGAUUU